This is a messenger RNA of Chinchilla lanigera (long-tailed chinchilla), 3404 nucleotides long. RefSeq lists its product as uncharacterized. The transcript has 10 exons. Lineage: Eukaryota; Metazoa; Chordata; Mammalia; Rodentia; Chinchillidae. Gene Ontology annotation, cellular component: cytoplasm. Gene Ontology annotation, molecular function: protein binding. The coding region runs from base 124 to 3030 and encodes 968 amino acids. The record is from RefSeq and is a predicted model, not a curated record.
GACAAGCCUGCCCCCUGCUGGUGAGUUAGGCAAGGUUCAUCAAUGCUCCUCGCACAGCUCCCUCCUGAGAACAUGGCCCUUCGUGCAUCUGGGUCCUCCACUGGAUAAUGACUCCCUCCUCAGAUGAACUCCUUUCGUUUGUUUCCCCAGCACCCCUGCCCUUCCAGCUUCAGCAGGAUGAGCACCGAGUCCCCACACACAUUACAGAAACUGGCAAUUCAGAGCUUGCUGAGGGACGAGGCUUUGGCCAUGGAGGCUGUGGAAGAUCUGCCAGGGGAGCUCUUCCCACCAGUGUUCAUGGAGGCCUUCACAAGGGGACAUGCUGAGGUCCUGAAGGCCAUGGUGCUGGCCUGGCCCUUUCCCUGCCUACCCCUGGGAGCACUGAUGGAGAUGAGGACAAAAGGGACUUUGGACACUCAGGAAGAUGCUGUCCAGGUGCAGGAAAGGAUGUUACAGGCUGUGCUGGAAGGGAUUCACGUGUUGCUGAGCCAGAAGGUUUGCUGCAGGACAUUGAAACUGCAAGUACUAGAUAUGCGGGUCAUGCACCAGAACUUCUGGAGAGUGUGGGCUGAAAACAAGUUGGAAGGCUGCUCCUCUGCAGCCAUGAAGAGGAGGAAAACCGAGAUGAGUGUGCCAAGGGGAGCAAAAAACCAGCCGCCGAGGGUGAUUGUAGAUCUGUGGAUCAAUGAUGGAGGGCUGCAUCCAGUGCAAUUCUACCUCCUCAAGUGGGUGCAAGAGAGGGAAGACCUGGUACAGCUGGAAUGUGAGAAGCUGUGUAUUACAGGCCUGUGCCCUCAAUGGAUCAAAGAGUUCCUCGCAAUGCUGAACGUUGAUUCGGUGCAGGGGUUGGAUGUGGGUCACUGCUGGACAUUCUUUGAAUUUGCUCAAUUCGCCUGUUUUCUGGGACAGAUGAAAAAUCUGCACAAACUAAUUAUUUCUGACAUCUCUGUGCCUACUGUCAUUUCCCCAGAGAGGAGAGAGGACUUGUUCAAUAAAAUCACCUCUCAAUUUCUUAAGCUUCACAGUCUGCAAGAGAUUUAUAUGGACUCUGUUGACUUCCUUGAAGGCCACUUGGACGAGGUACUCAGGUGCCUGAAGUGCCCCUUGGAGAUCCUGUCAUUAACUCACUGCCAGCUUUCACACUCUGACUGGAACCAGCUGCCCCAGGCUGAGCAGACCCGAAAGCUAAAACACUUGGAUCUGAGCUGUAUCAGGCUGACUCAUUUUAGUACUCAGCCCCUGCGAAUUCUGCUGGAUAAUGUCGCAGCCACCCUGACCAUCCUGCGUUUGGAAAACUGUGGGAUCACAGAUGCGCAGGUCUGCGCCUUUCUGCCUUCGCUGAGCUGCUGCUCCCAGCUCACUACCUUCUGCUUCAUAAGGAAUUUCAUAUCCAUAGCCACCAUGAAGAAGCUGCUGGACCACACUGCCAGGCUGAGGAACUUAAAGAAGGAGCUGUACUCUGUUCCUCCAGAGGUUGAUGUUCCCAGGCAUGGUACUAUUCAGCAGAUGCGGAACGAGGCUCAUGAAGCACUUAGGAGGAUGAUGAAACCACUAAACCACCCCAGGACAAUCUGGUUCUGUGUUCUCCAUGAACUGUGUUGCAACCGAGCAUUGUACAACAUGCGCCCUAAGCCAUGCCCGGCCUCUGCCCAGGCUGAGCAGACCCGACAGCUAAAAUACUUGGAUCUGAGUUGUAUCAGGCUGACUGAUUUCAAUCCUGAGCCCCUCGGAAUUCUGCUGGAUAAUGUUGCAGCCACCCUGACCACCCUGAAUUUGGAAAACUGUGGGAUCACAGAUGCGCAGGUCUGCGCCUUUCUGCCUUCGCUGAGCUGCUGCUCCCAGCUCACUACCUUCUGCUUUGUGUGGAAUUUCAUAUCCACAGGCACCAUGAAGAAGCUGCUGGUUGACACUGCCAGGCUGAGGAACUUAAACAUGGAGCUGUACUCUGUUCUUCAAGAGGUUUUUGUUCCCAGGCAUGGUGCUCACAAGCACAUGUGGAAACAGAUACAUGAAGCACUUAGGAGGGUGAUGAAGCCACUGAACCUUCCCAGGAGGGUCUGGUUUUGUGUUCACCAUGAACCGUGUUGCGACCGAGCAUUGAACAACCUGUGCCCCAGUCCAUGCCAGUUCCCUCAGCUGAUCCCGUUGGACACACACCUUUUCUUCACCAAUUAUGGCAUCACAGCAUAUCUCAGGAUGAGCAGGCAGAGUCCAGCGCCUCUGUAUGACCUGGCCAAGCAGAGCCUGCUAAAGAGGGAAACCACAGCCAGCACUGCUCUGCAUGGCCUGCCCUCCAUGAUCUUCCAUGACUUAUUCAUGGAUGCCUUCAUGGGGGAACACAAUGAGGUCCUGAAGAUGAUGCUGGAGGUCUUUCAUAAGUGGGAUCAUGAAAACAUGAAAGCAUUUUUUUCUCAGCUUAAGAAGAUGAAAAACCUUCACACAUUUCACUUCAACAGCCUGAGUCCAGGAGUGUACACUUCACCCUCAAAAAACCAGUCCUAUUCCCGUAUCUACGCUUUACACUUAGGACAGCUGGAAAGUCUCCGGGAGCUUCAUAUGGAUGCAGUGUUCUUUUUGGAAGGAACUCUGCAUAAGAUUCUCAGGAGCCAGACCCCCUUGGAAUCCCUCUCCUUGAAUUCAAGUCCACUGAAGGAAUCUGACCUGCAGCAUAUGUCCCAGUGUGCAAGCACAAGCCAGCUCAAGUCCCUUACUCUGAGGAGGAUUUCGAUGAAGUUAUUCAGUCCUGAGACCCUCCAUGUUCUUCUACACAAACUGUCCAGCACCCUGGAGACUCUGGUCCUAGAGCACUGUGACAUCACAGACCCCCAGCUCCUUGCCAUCUUGCCUGCCCUGAGCUGCUGCUCCCAGCUCAAGACUUUCAGUUGCUAUGGGAACCACUUUUCCCUAAGCAGCCUGCAUACCCUGCUGCACCUAAAUUCUAGACUGAGUCAGUUAACCCAGGGGCUGUAUCCUGCCCCUCUGGAGAUCUAUGAGUCCAAUAGUCCAACAAGUUUUAUGAACCCUCCGUAAUUUGAACAGGUCUUUGCUGAACUGGCACAAAUUCUGAAGGACAUAAGGCCAUCUCUUGAAGUCCAGAUCUGUACCUACUGUUAUUCAUGUAUGAUAUGCAAAUUCUAUAGACUGAAUCCCAGUGGGAACUGGCAAGUUAGAAAUGAGGAUCCCCAUUGGUUUUGCAUGAGGUGCUUCAUUUUUGUCCCUCCCCUCCGUAUUUAAUAUUUUUUUUUAACUCUAGGUAUCCCUUAAAGCCUCCUACAAUUACAGGUGGGCUUGUUGGUGGUAACUGGAUCAUGUAGAGCCUGGUCAGAAGAGGUGGGUCACUGGGGACAUGGCCUACAAGAAUCGAACUCCCUCAUUCCUCUGUAAAUAUGAGUCUUUACCACAUA